GUUCGGCAGCAAACCAUGGAAUCCAUCGGCCAGCUUGAACUAUCUUUCGUGUGUGUAGCAGUUGAACAUGCUCUGACCAAGUUGCAAAUUAUCAAUCUGAACCCAACCAACGAUGAGCUAUUGGAUCCAACUGGCACCUUCAGCAUCGACGAUAUCCUGAAUCAAAAAAUCUCUUUGCUUGAAGACUUCCACUUCCUCACAGUGAAAUCGAUCUCGCACGCUGAGGAGCAAGCAGUCAGCGGCGUUCAUCGAUCCUCCGUCAGAUUGCACUAUUCCAACCUGCUGUUAGAAAUCGAUUCAUUGGAAGAGGAGUUAGCUUCUUUAAGGAGAACUCUUCACGACUUGCAAGAUAAAUUUUAUAAACGGAAACAACUGGAAAUCGCCAAGAAUCGGUUGGUUAACAAGUGGGAACUGGCACGACAAGAGCAGCAGAUUGAUUCGCUAAACAUUCGCUCGGCCGAGUUCCGAGAGCAGACGAAGCAGCAACGGCUGGCAGUUGAAUUGGCACUGGAUGCUGCAGGGAGGAUCGAUCAGUACUAUAGUGAGCAGUUGGACAACGUUCAGACUGCCAUCAGCGAUUGGAUGGAUCGUUUCGAUAGGGAAAAGGAUGAGGUGGAGUCUCGUGCUCAGAAAGCUCGCGCCCGGAAGAAGCGCUGGGAUGAAAUGCAAGCUGAAUUUGAACAACGAGCGGCCGAUAUUGCUCACUUGGAAAGAACUGAAAUGCAAUACCACAAGGAUGCGGAGCACAGAAAAAUGUGUCAGAAGUAUGCCGUUAAGAUACAGGCAUGGUGGCGUGGUGUGAUGGUGCGCAGAGGUCUUGGUAAAAAAGAAAAACCUAAUGUUGGAAAAAGGGGUAAAAAAGGCAAGAAGGAAACGAAAGAAAAAGGCAAAAGUGUCAAGAAAUAAACUUUCGAUUAGGGUCAAAGGUUGGUCUAUACCUAUUCAAAAUGU
Messenger RNA from Topomyia yanbarensis, 951 nucleotides. RefSeq names its product dynein regulatory complex protein 9-like. Lineage: Eukaryota; Metazoa; Arthropoda; Insecta; Diptera; Culicidae. The record is from RefSeq and is a predicted model, not a curated record. The coding region runs from base 16 to 906 and encodes 296 amino acids. Gene Ontology annotation, cellular component: cytoplasm; motile cilium. Gene Ontology annotation, molecular function: protein binding. The transcript is spliced from 3 exons. Gene Ontology annotation, biological process: cilium organization.